Messenger RNA from Pistacia vera, 1407 nucleotides. Its product is annotated as 2-alkenal reductase (NADP(+)-dependent)-like. Gene Ontology annotation, molecular function: 2-alkenal reductase [NAD(P)H] activity. The record is from RefSeq and is a predicted model, not a curated record. Gene Ontology annotation, biological process: response to oxidative stress. The coding region runs from base 254 to 1276 and encodes 340 amino acids. Lineage: Eukaryota; Viridiplantae; Streptophyta; Magnoliopsida; Sapindales; Anacardiaceae. The transcript is spliced from 4 exons.
AAUUAUUAAAGUUUGAACUAUUUAUAUCAUGCUUGAAUAUCAAUCUCUUCUUGAGGUGGGAGACGGCCGGCAAAAAGAUUAAAUCUACAAACAACAAAACAAAAGAGUUUGGUAAGUCAUUAACAUCUAAAUUUUCAUUGGUUUUAUCUCAUGCACACACAACUACACAAAACAAGAACCUCUACUUAUAAAUCUUUGUCAGAGUUUCUCUAUGUUUUUCAUAGAGAGUGAGUAAAGAAAAUUGUCUGAAAUAAUGGUGAGUAAUAAGCAGGUGAUAUUGAGGAACUAUAUCUCAGCUGGUUUUCCAAAAGAAACUGACCUGUAUGUGACCACUUGUGACAUAGAGUUAAAACUACCAGAGGGCUCAAAUGGGAUUCUUGUGAAGAACUUAUACUUGUCUUGUGAUCCAUCCAUGAGACCAAGAAUGAAGAAAUUGGAAGGAUCCUACGUGAAUUCCUUCACACCAGGUUUGCCUAUAAGUGGAUAUGGAGUUUCUGAAGUUUUGGAUUCUGGGAAUCCAGAGUUCAAGAAGGGAGACUUGGUUUGGGGAAGGACAGGGUGGGAAGAGUACAGUCUGAUUACGGCUCCACAUUUGUUUAAAAUUCAAAACAUAGAUAUGCCCCUUUCCUACUAUAUUGGAAUUCUUGGUAUGCCCGGUAUGACUGCAUAUGUCGGGUUUUAUGAGCUUUGUUCGCCCAAGCAAGGAGAGUUUGUGUUCAUUUCAGCAGCUUCUGGUGCAGUUGGUCAGAUUGUUGGGCAGUUUGCAAAGUUGUUGGGUUGCUACGUCGUUGGAAGUGCUGGAAGCAAAGACAAAGUUGAUCUGCUGAAGAACAAGUUGGGGUUUGAUGAAGCCUUCAACUAUAAAGACGAACCGGAUUUGAAUGUAGCUUUGAAAAGGUACUUUCCUGAAGGCAUUGAUAUAUAUUUUGAGAAUGUCGGGGGAGAGAUGCUUGACGCAGUGCUACUCAACAUGAGAGUCCAUGGUCGAAUUUCUAUAUGUGGAAUGAUCUCACAGUACAACCUUGAGAAGCCCGAAGGAAUACACAACUUGAUACAACUUAUAGUGAAGCGCAUUCGUAUGGAAGGAUUCCUGGUUCUUGAUUACUACCACCUCUAUCCGAAGUUUCUGGAAAUGAUUAUUCCUCAUAUUAAAGAAGGGAAGAUUGUGUAUGUGGAAGACAUCGCCGACGGCCUUGAGAAUGCUCAUACAGCUCUUGUUGGGCUCUUUAAAGGUCAUAAUGUUGGCAAACAAGUGGUUGCUGUCACUCGCAAAUGAAUUUAGCUAGUUUAAAGUUACAGGUUUUCGGAAUGCCAUUGGCUAAGCUAAAGGUACUUGUGUGAUUCAAAUAGUUCUGGUGAUGUUCACAUAAAUUGUUUCUCCUUGUGUAACUAGUCCGAUAAUGUAAG